This is a messenger RNA of Penicillium canescens, 7380 nucleotides long. Its product is annotated as Type I Polyketide synthases (Type I PKS). Lineage: Eukaryota; Fungi; Ascomycota; Eurotiomycetes; Eurotiales; Aspergillaceae. Gene Ontology annotation, biological process: fatty acid biosynthetic process; secondary metabolite biosynthetic process. The transcript has 3 exons. Gene Ontology annotation, molecular function: 3-oxoacyl-[acyl-carrier-protein] synthase activity; fatty acid synthase activity; phosphopantetheine binding. The record is from RefSeq and is a predicted model, not a curated record. The coding region runs from base 1 to 7380 and encodes 2459 amino acids.
AUGGCAUUCAUUGAGCCCAUCGCCAUAGUGGGCACGGCUUGUCGCUUCCCUGGCUCGGCAUCGUCUCCGUCUCAACUUUGGGAGCUUCUUCGGGAACCGCAAGAUGUUGCAUCAAAAGUACCGGCGGACCGCUUUAAUUCCGAUGCAUUCUAUCAUGCUGGAGAGAUGCGGCGGGGAGCUACCAAUGCACCGGAAUCAUAUUUCCUCAAGGAAGAUAUCCGGGCAUUUGACGCUGCAUUUUUCAACAUCUCGCCGAUGGAGGCGGCGUCAAUGGACCCCCAGUUACGUCUCCUCCUAGAGGUAGUAUAUGAGUCCCUUGAAAGGGCUGGAUUGCCCUUGCACCAACUUCAGGGCUCAUCCUCGGGGUUUUACUGCGGGUCCAUGAACAAUGACUAUGCGGAGCUGCUUUAUUCCGACCCAGAGGUUUUUCCUACAUUUGGUGUGACUGGUACCUCACGAUCAAUGCUAGCUACCCGUGUUUCCUACUUCUUUGAUUGGCAAGGGCCUUCAAUAGUUGUCGACACGGCGUGUUCCUCAAGCUUGACUGCUGUGCAUCUGGCCGUGGAAGCCCUGAGAAAUGAAGAAUGCCCGGUGGCCGUCGCCACCGGCAGCUGUCUUAUUUUAUCACCGGACACGUAUGUUCGCGCAUCUCAGCUACAUAUGUUAUCGAGCACAGGCCGCAGCCACACAUGGGACGAGGCGGCCGAUGGAUACGCCCGCGGAGAGGGUGUCGCUUCUAUAGUUUUGAAACGCCUCAGCGAUGCUCUGCGUGACGGUGAUGAAAUUCAUGGUGUAAUUCGGGCCACGGCGAUUAAUUGCGAUGGUACCAGUCAAACCAUAACAAUGCCCAACCCGGAGGCCCAGACCAAGUUGAUUCGAGCAACCUACGCACGCGCUGGCCUGGACCCACUGCGCCAGGAAGACCGUUGUCAGUAUUUCGAAGCCCAUGGGACUGGGACUGUGGCAGGAGAUCGAAAUGAAGCGGCGGGAAUAUACAAUGCCUUUUUCAAAGAAGACGCGCUAUCGCAAGACAUCAUCCAUGUCGGCUCCGUCAAAACUGUCAUCGGACACAGCGAGUCCACUGCUGGUCUCUCGGGCCUCAUGAAAGCUUUGCUAGCUGUUCAACACGGGCUUAUCCCCCCGAAUCUGUCGUUUAACAAAGUCAGCGACCAAAUUGCUCCCUAUACCUCCCAUCUCCGGGUACCGACCGAGCUGAUUCCCUGGCCCAAUCUUUUAGACGGAACCCCUCGGCGUGCGUCAGUCAGUUCCUUUGGAUUCGGGGGUGCUAACACCCACGUUAUUCUGGAGAGCUAUAGCGCAUCUCCGGAGAGUCUACCUACUGUCAGUGAGACCCCGAAGGAGGGAAUCCUGCCAUUUGUGUUCUCCGCCGCAUCGCAAAAAUCACUCAAGGCGGUACUGCGUCAAUACAUGGAUGUGCUGGAGGUACAUCCGACCAUCGACUUACUGGAUUUAGCCUCAUCCCUUCUUACACGAAAAUCAACAUUGAGCCAUAGGGUCGUCCUCACGGCAAACUCCGUUCACUCUCUGAAGGAGAAGCUGGGCGAAGAGCUAGACCAACUUUCUGCAGCCAACGCAUCGUCUAUCAUCACGAAUCGCCUGAAUAAGAAGCCGAAGAGAAUUCUAGGCAUCUUUACGGGUCAGGGGGCGCAAUGGGCUCAGAUGGGCCUUGACCUCAUCUCCCAAUGCCCCAAAGCAAAAACUUGGCUUCAAGAGAUGCAGGACUCCCUGGACACUCUCCCAGACUCAUAUCGGCCCACUUUUACCCUCAUGGAUGAGCUAGCUGCUCCCGAAUCUACCUCUAGGGUUGGAUCGGCUGAGGUUUCCCUGCCCCUCCGAACCGCCCUGCAGAUCAUUCAGGUCAACAUGUUGCAGUCUCUUGGAGUGAAAUUUGCGGCGGUGGUUGGUCACUCAUCUGGCGAGAUCGCAUCCGCCUACGCGGCUGGAUGGCUGUCGGCAUCGGACGCUAUCAGGAUUGCCUAUUUACGUGGUGUUUCCGCAAAGCACGCAGGCUCAGGGGUGCAAAGAGGAAGCAUGUUAGCGGUUAGCAUCUCUUGGGAGGAAGCGCAGGCAAUUUGCAGCGAGGCUCCCUACCAAGGGAGCGUCGUUGUCGCCGCCUCAAAUUCCCCUUCCAGUGUGACCUUCUCUGGAGACAGUGAGAUGAUCACCGAGCUCGCGUGGCUCUUUGAGAGCCUUGAUCAAGCCCCGCGCCAGUUGCGUGUCGACACGGCCUAUCACUCUCAUCAUAUGGUUCCCUGUAUUGAACCCUAUCUACAGGCCAUGACAUCCUGUCAGACUGGUGUUCUCGAGGGCUCGCCAACAGCGAAAUGGUACUCUAGUGUUCAUAACGGGCAGUUAAUGACAGAGCUUGACAACGAGUACUGGUGCAAAAAUAUGCUGCAAUCUGUCCGUUUCUCGGAGGCAUUAGCGGCAACUUUGGAAAACGAACCCCAAUUCGACGCCCUCGUUGAAAUCGGGCCGCAUCCUGCUCUCCGUGGCCCGUGCUUGCAGACCAUAUCGGAAAUGAAGCCCGAAGAUGCCGAAAUGCCCUACAUCCCAGUAUCCCAGCGUGAGCUUGGCGGUGUUGAGUCACUUUCUCUGGCCGUGGGCUUAUUUUGGGCGCAUCUGGGGGCUACAUCAGUGAAUAUCCCAUCCUUUGUAGAUCUCUUCGCACCCUCUCGACUGCUGAAGUACCUCUCCUGGCUUCCGACGUAUCCCUUUGACCACAGUCAAACCUUUUGGGCUGUGCCGCGUCUAGCAGAGGCCCGAGUCUCUCGCUGCCUACCCAAACACCCGCUUCUUGGUGCGACCAGCCCAGAUGCAGGCGAGGGAGAGUGGCGAUGGCGAAAUUUCCUGUGGGUGGAUGAGCUCCCCUGGCUGGAAUGUCACCAGGCAAACUCGCAGAUCAUUCUACCUGCCACAGCGUACUUAGUCAUGGCUCUUGAGGCUGCCCAUCUCAUCGCAGAUGGUCAGGCGCUGCAGUUGGUGGAGGUCACUGACCUGGCUAUUGAUCGGGCGAUAUCUUUCCUCGACGACUCAGCCGGUAUUGAAAUUAUGUUUAAUGUCUACCAAACUGACGGCAGUGAUGGACGCAAUGCUAUCCUUUCCUUUUCUUGUCAGGCCAAUUUCAACGGAACAUUGCGGCGCUGCGCAUCUGGUCACAUCGGGAUGACAUUGGGCGAAUACGACGUGUCGCUACUACCGUGCAAGGGUCCCAUCGCUCCUGGACUGCGGGCUGUGGAUUCAGAUCAGUUAUAUAAACAGCUGGAUAUGCUUGGCCUGGGUUACUCUGGUCCUUUCCGGGGACUCAAAAAACUCCAGCGUCGCAAGAACAUAGCCUAUGGAAGUAUUUCCGCCCACGAUUCAGACAAUGACCCAUCUCUACUAGUCCAUCCAGCGAUGCUGGACGCUAGUCUACAGGCUUUGUUUGUGGCCAUCGGCUCCCCUGGCGACGGUCAAGUGUCUAGCCUAUAUCUUCCAACCCGAUUAGACCGUGUGACAAUCAAUCCAGCCUUUUGCCGGAUUAGUGCCCUGCACGAUUCCAACGCCCACCUAACGGUUGAAGCCAAAGUGAUCGAAAUUGCAAAGACUGGAAUUACUGGUGAUAUCAAACUGUACGAUGGCAAGGGUCGCGGAUUCGUCCAGGUUGAGGGAAUGCAUCUGUCUCAGCUCACGCAGCUCCCUGAUGACGACCGUCCGAUGUUUGUCAAGCAGGUUUGGGGCCCAUGGGCGCCAAAUCCUGCAUCGACCAGUCUCUCGGACACUCGCCCUCGCCACCUAACAGAUACUCUCGCUUUACUCCACCUACGGGACACACAGAAUCUCUUGACUAGCAAUGACCGCGAACACUUGGACUGGCACAAGAGCCGGUACGUGGCGUGGAUGGAUCGAGUUCUGGCCGCCGUUCGCCAGGGCAGUCAUCAAAUUUACUCACCUGACUAUUUGGAAGGCAAAAUUGCCUCUCUCCGACCUCUGGCGGCCAAAGAGGUUCAUCCAGUCGCCUUACGCGCUCUGGAAACGACCGCUGAAGCCCUGCUUGGGUGGCUACGAGGUGAGCGCUCCCUGGUAGAAGAGCUGGGCCGUGAGAACCUCUUGUCUCGUAUGCGUCAGGAGACCCAAGACUGGAGCACAAUGACGCAGCACUUGGCAUGUUUCGUGGAGCAAUUGGCCUUCCGAUACCCACGAAUGAAAAUCCUCGAAAUCGGUGGUGGCAGAUUCUCGGUGGCACAGGCGGUCUUAGACCAUCUCGGUCGAAGCUAUCAUUCCUACACGUACACUGAUGGUUCGGAAAAUUCCUUUGACGAGGCACGUGAGAUCUUUGCCUCCCACAAUGAUCGUUUAGUCUAUCGCCAGCUGGAUCUAGAGCGGGAUCCGAUCGAACAAGGAUUUUCUGAACAUGGGUUCGACCUCGUGGUUGCAGGCAAUGUCCUAUGCGAAACUCGCUCGCUGAAGCAAACCAUGGCCUAUGUGAGACGCUUGCUGAAGCCCGGAGGUAGAGUUGCUAUUAUGGAGACUACAGAUUCCGAGCAUAUUACAUCGUCGUUUGUCUUCGGCGGAUCAGACAGGUGGUGGUUGGGCGAACUAGACGGCCGACCCUGGGGACCCCAUAUCUCCCGAGAUGGUUGGAACCAGGUGCUGCAAGCCUCAGGUUUCGGCGAUUUCGAGGCAAUAUCCCCAACGGAAGAAGAAUCAAAGCUUCUAGGUUGGUCUGUCUUUACUUCGCGGGCGAUCGACGACCGCGUCAAGAAGCUGAUUGAACCACUCUCGGUCCCUGCCAAUGGACAGCUGCGCGACCUCGUAUUGCUUGGAGGAGCGACACCUGCUUCUGCGAAGCUACUUUCAGCAGUCAAAAAUCUCGUGGGUCCAUUCUACAGUCGCAUCACGGCCGCCAAAAGAUUGGAGGACUACAUCCCUCCAUCCGGUGCCUCAUUGGCGGUAGUUCUAGUUGCAUCAGAUAUGGAUAGUCCCUUUGCGAAAUGUCUCACGGCAGAGCGCCUUCACAGUUUGCAAAGCGUCAUUGGUGUCACGGGACGACUCUUGUGGCUGGCUACUGAGCAGGCAGAUGAGAAUCCGUACCUCCGGAUGAGCAAGGGGAUUCUGCGCUCCCUGGCUUUCGAGAAUCCCCAUGCUGGACUACAGCACCUCAUGAUCAGAGACCCAGGGGAAGCGUCGCCAGAUCUUGUUGCAAGCAUACUCAUGCGGCUGGUUCACACCGAAGUGAGUGGUGAUUAUCGGCUAUCCAACUGCAUGGAAAGCGCCGAAUGGGAAUUAUUGCUAGAAAACGGGGCCUUGAAGGUUUCCCGCAUGCAUAGCGACACGGAUAUAAACCAGCGAUGGCUGGCGAGUCGUGGGACUCCCAGGACCCAGUCUGUUAAUCCUGAACAAAGCUGUGUGGAGAUUCACAGGAGCGAGAAGAGCCAGACGGGUAUCGAAGGACAAGGACACCGCGAAGAGACUGUUCGAAUUCGUGUACAAUAUGCGACUUUUCCCGCUGUUCGAAUCAACAGCGGCUUUCUUCAUGUAGUCCUUGGAACGAAUGAGCGGACAGGUGCCCUGGUUGUGGCGCUGUCGGCCUCUCACGCGACGGUUGUCUCAACACCAGCGGCUUGGUGUUUGAAUGUUCCCAGCUGGUCAUCAGACAGAAAUGAUGCUGUCUUCCUAGACCACGUAUGCGCAGCCCUCCUUGCCCAGGAACUGGUCCGCCAAGUGCCUGCCGGUUCUACAAUUCUUCUUCACAAACCCCCUAAGUCUCUACAAGAAGCUCUUUCUGCAUUUGGCUCCCGAACCAAUGUUCAGGUACGCUCCAUCACAACCGAUGGGAAACCCAGCAAAGAUCCAGCUAGCCUGGCUAUCCCACCCCGGAGCUCGUCACGCACGAUAUCCCGCCUACUACCAACCAACGUAUCACUCUUUGCCACAUUCGACCUUGAUGCAGACCAAAUUUUCUCCAAGUUCAGGUCUGUACUAACACCGUGGCCGACCUUUUGUGGUUUGAAGGACUUCUACAGUGAUUCGCUCCCUCCUCCGGGUGCCCAUCACUCCGUGGCAAAUUCUCUCAUCAAAGCCUGUUUGUUUUCCCAAAGGCGCAGAUCCUUCCGCUCCUCUGUGGAGACAAUUCCUCCACAGGAUAUCUCGAGCCCGUCUCUUAAUCACCAGCGACUGAGGAUUGUCGAUUGGAUGCAUUCAAGUUCCAUUGAGGCCGACCCCCUUCCAGCAAGCUCCCUCGUGAAAUUGUGCGCCCACAAGACCUAUCUCCUUGUGGGACUCACUGGUGACAUUGGUCAGUCGGUGUGUCAAUGGAUGAUUGCCCGGGGAGCUCACUCGGUGGUUCUCACAAGCCGAUCCCCGAAGGUCGACCCGGCGUGGCUUGAAGAGAUGUCAGGGCUUGGUGCUUCUGUUAUUGUCAUGUCCAUGGAUGUGGCGGAUCGUGCCUCGGUGCUUCAUGUCCACAAGCGCAUAAACUCAGAGCUACCACCUGUUGGAGGAGUCCUCAAUGGAGCCAUGGUCCUACGCGACGGCCCAUUCGCUGACUCGUCGGUUGAAGACUUCCACCAAGUCUUUGCCCCCAAAGUUGAAGGUAGUCUGCUUCUAGACCAGCUGUACCGCGACAAUCACCUUGAUUUCUUCCUUCUCAUGGGCUCUCUUUCGGGUCCACUAGGUAACUUCCAUCAGUCGACCUACGCUGCUGCCACAGAGUUCAUGGCUGGCCUCGUGCAUCAGCGACGCCAGCGCGGCCAGGUUGGUAGCAUCAUUCAUCCGGCCCAGAUUCGAGGCGUCGGGUACCUUGCCAACAUAGACCCGCAGCUGGGGGAGUUCCUCACGAAUCGCAUGGGUCCACUUAUUUUAUCUGAGCGUGAUCUCCAUGAGUUGGUUGCAGAAGGCAUUCUUGCCGGCCGGCCAGACUCGGGACAAUCAGCAGAGAUAGUUGGUGGAUAUCAAAUGACGGAUCCAGCUCAGUUCCCAGAUGUCCUAUGGUACCGCAAUCCGAAGCAGUGGCCUUUUAUCGAGUAUUUCCAGCAGUCAGGGCCUGCGGAAUCAAACAGCAAGGACUUCCCCAUCAAGGCGCAACUGCUUGCUGCUGAGAGUCUGGCGGCCGCUACGGAGAUCAUUGCCCAAGGUUUCAGCGAAAAGUUGCGAAAGAAGAUGCGGCUCCCGGAUGACACCGCGCUUCUUGGAACCAUGUUGUUGAUGACACUUGGGGUCGACUCGCUCGUUGCGGUGGAUUUGAGAAUCUGGUUCGUCAAGGAACUUGGCGUGGAUAUUCCGGUUCUGCAGCUACUUGGAGGCUCAUCUAUCAAUGACCUUGCCUCCAGCGCUGCUGAGAAACUGGAUUCUAGCAUUAUACCUUUAGUUGAAGGUUGA